This is a messenger RNA of Clupea harengus (Atlantic herring), 3810 nucleotides long. It is a transcript of the gene copb2, whose product is annotated as coat protein complex I subunit beta 2. Gene Ontology annotation, biological process: intra-Golgi vesicle-mediated transport; intracellular protein transport; retrograde vesicle-mediated transport, Golgi to endoplasmic reticulum. Gene Ontology annotation, cellular component: COPI vesicle coat. Lineage: Eukaryota; Metazoa; Chordata; Actinopteri; Clupeiformes; Clupeidae. The record is from RefSeq and is a predicted model, not a curated record. Gene Ontology annotation, molecular function: structural molecule activity; protein binding.
GCGACCUUAAUUCCACACUGUUUCAGGAAGUUCCACGUCACAUUUAGUUGUCCAUUGGAAAAAACUGGGUACGAUUGCUGAAAACUGACGAAUGUGAUAAUACACCAUUUUGACUGAAAGGAGACAAACCUUCCAAAGGAAUCAUGCCUCUCAGGCUGGACAUCAAGCGCAAGCUGACGGCCCGGUCAGACCGCGUCAAGAGCGUGGACCUCCACCCAACUGAACCAUGGAUGUUGGCCAGCCUUUACAAUGGCAGCGUGUGCGUCUGGAACCACGAAACACAAACCCUGGUGAAGACCUUUGAGGUGUGUGACUUGCCUGUGCGAGCCUCCAAAUUUGUUGCCAGGAAAAACUGGGUCAUUACUGGAGCAGAUGACAUGCAGAUUCGUGUCUUUAACUACAACACACUGGAGCGUGUUCACAUGUUUGAAGCCCACUCGGACUACAUCCGCUGCAUCGCUGUCCACCCCACACAGCCUUACAUCCUCACCAGCAGUGAUGACAUGCUCAUUAAGUUAUGGGACUGGGAGAAGAAGUGGACGUGCAGUCAGGUGUUUGAGGGCCACACACAUUACGUCAUGCAGAUCGUCAUCAACCCUAAAGACAACAACCAGUUUGCCAGUGCUUCACUGGAUAGAACCAUUAAGGUGUGGCAGCUGGGCUCGUCCUCUCCCAACUUCACCCUGGAGGGCCAUGAGAAAGGGGUCAACUGCAUAGACUACUACAGCGGAGGAGACAAACCGUACCUGAUCUCUGGGGCUGACGACAGACUGGUGAAGAUCUGGGACUACCAGAAUAAGACAUGUGUGCAGACGCUGGAGGGCCACGCUCAGAACGUGUCCUGUGUGAGCUUCCACCCAGAGCUCCCCAUCAUCAUCACUGGCUCAGAAGAUGGCACGGUGCGCAUCUGGCAUUCCAGCACCUACCGUCUGGAGAGCACACUGAACUACGGCAUGGAGCGCGUGUGGUGUGUGUGUGGCCUGCGCGGCUCCAACAACGUGGCGCUGGGCUAUGACGAGGGGAGCAUAAUCAUCAAGCUGGGUCGUGAGGAGCCAGCCAUGUCCAUGGACGCCAAUGGAAAGAUUGUCUGGGCUAAACACUCAGAGGUGCAGCAGGCCAAUCUGAAGGCCAUGGGUGACACAGAGAUCAAGGAUGGAGAGAGACUUCCUCUGGCUGUCAAAGACAUGGGCAGCUGUGAGAUCUACCCUCAGACUAUCCAGCACAACCCCAACGGCAGGUUUGUUGUGGUGUGUGGGGAUGGAGAGUACAUCAUUUACACAGCCGUGGCUCUGAGGAACAAGAGCUUCGGGUCAGCACAGGAGUUCGUCUGGGCCCACGACUCCUCAGAGUACGCAAUCAGGGAGUCCAGCAGUGUGGUCAAAAUCUUUAAGAACUUCAAGGAGAAGAAGUCUUUUAAGCCUGACUUUGGUGCAGAGGGUAUUUAUGGUGGUUUCCUGCUGGGCGUCCGUUCUGUGAAUGGCCUGGCUUUCUACGACUGGGAGAACACAGAGCUGAUUCGGCGUAUUGAGAUCCAGCCUAAACAUAUCUUCUGGUCUGAUUCUGGAGAGCUGGUGUGCAUCGGCACAGAGGAGUCCUUCUUCAUCCUACGCUACAUGUCAGAGAAGGUGGCCACCUCCCAGGAGACUAACGAGGGAGUAACCGAGGAUGGCAUCGAGGACGCUUUUGAGGUCCUGGGGGAGAUUCAGGAGAUCGUGAAGACGGGGCUGUGGGUGGGAGAUUGCUUCAUCUACACCAGCUCUGUCAACAGACUCAACUACUAUGUGGGAGGAGAGAUCGUCACCAUCGCUCACCUGGACAGGACCAUGUACUUGUUGGGCUACAUCCCUAAGGAUGACAGGCUCUACCUGGGCGAUAAGGAGCUGAACAUUGUCAGCUAUUCACUUCUGGUGUCCGUGCUGGAGUACCAGACGGCUGUCAUGCGAAGAGACUUCAGCAUGGCUGACAAGGUGUUGCCCACGAUCCCCAAAGAACAGAGGACCCGUGUGGCCCACUUCCUGGAGAAACAGGGCUUCAAGCAGCAGGCUCUGGCCGUGUCCACGGACUCGGAGCACAGGUUUGAGCUGGCCCUGCAGCUGGGAGAGCUGAAGAUCGCCUAUCAGCUGGCUGUGGAGGCCGAGUCGGAGCAGAAGUGGAAGCAGCUGGCAGAGCUGGCCAUCAGCAAGUGCCAGUUUGGGCUGGCGCAGGAGUGCCUCCACCACGCCCAGGACUACGGGGGUCUGCUGCUGCUGGCCACCGCCUCGGGCAACGCCUCCAUGGUGGGCAAGCUGGCCGAGGCCGCCGAACGCGAUGGCAAGAACAACGUGGCGUUCAUGACCUAUUUCCUGCAGGGGAAACUGGACCACUGCCUGGAACUCCUAAUCCGAACCAAUCGUCUGCCUGAGGCGGCCUUCCUCGCCCGUACAUACCUGCCCAGCCAGGUGUCCAGGGUGGUGAAGCUGUGGAGAGAGAGUCUGUCUAAGGUUAACCAGAAGGCAGCCGAGUCUCUGGCCGAUCCCACAGAGUAUGAGAACCUGUUCCCAGGCUUGAAGGAGGCCUUUGUGGCUGAGCAGUUCCUCAAAGAGACCUGCCAGGGCAAGACCAAGCCUGCCACCGAUUACCCCCUGGUCACGCCGAACGAAGAGAGGAAUGUUCUGGAGGAAGCGCGAGACUACCAGCCCAAAGAAGGCGCUGCACCUGUUGAGCAGGUGUCGGAGCCAGAGCCAGCAGUCGAGGCCCCAGCAGCCGAGGCCCCAGCAGCCGAGGCCCCAGCUGCCGAGGCCCCAGCUGCCGAGGCCCCAGCAGUCGAGGCCCCAGCAGUCGAGGCCCCAGCAGUCGAGGCCCCAGCAGCAGAGGCCCCAGCAGUCGAGGCCCCAGCAGUCGAGGCCCCAGCAGUCGAGGCCCCAGCAGUAGAGGCCCCAGCAGUCGAGGCCCCAGCUCAAGCGGGCAUGUUUGCCUCAGUCAUGGCAGCAGUAGCGGCCCCUGUGGUGGCAGCAGUGGCAGCCAUGAGCCUCCCUGAACCCGAGCCAGUCGCCAAGGAGGAGGUGGCACCUGAAGAAGAGGAGCUGGCGCUCGAGGAAGAGGAGCUGGCGCUCGAGGAUGAGGAGCUGGUGGAAGAGGAAGAGGAGCUGGUGGAAGAGGAAGAGGCACUGGUGCCUGAGGAAGAGGAGGAGGAGGUGGUUGUGCUGCCCAAGAAAGAGGAGGUGGCACCUGUGGUAGAGGAGGUGGCACCUGUGGUAGAGGAGGUGGUGCCCCCCAAGAAAGAGGAGGUGGCGCCCCCCAAGGAAGAGGAGGUGGCGCCCAAGGAAGAGGAGGUGGCACCCAAGGAAGAGGAGGAGGCACCUGAGGAAGAGAAGACCCCCACAGCAUCAGCAGACUCGCAGGGAGAUGAGAUCCUGGACGAGCUGGAGGAUGACCUGGACAACAUGGAACUUGACGACAUUGACACCACAGACGUAAACCUGGACGAUGACUUCUUAGAUGACUAACACGCCCCUGUGCAGCAUUCAGGCCACCUCCUGUUUAUUUAAGAGACCAAACUCUUUUUGUAUUUCUACUUGAGUUGUGUGAGACAGUGAGAUUUGUGAAGUGCAGUGGAAACUAGUGCAUCAUGGGUGAUUUCCUACAUGAGGAUGGUGUUAAGGGACACAUCCUUUCUGAAUUUUUAUAUGUAACUCUUGCGCUCACCAUUCACACAGCUGCCCUUGCCUUGGAAGUAUGUAUUUCAUUAUCUAAAUGUAUGUCCUAACUUAGAGCAAUCAUUGUCCCUUCACUGAAAUGAAAUGAAAUAAAAAAAUUCCAUUAUUGUUUCAA